This is a messenger RNA of Rhopalosiphum maidis (corn leaf aphid), 3465 nucleotides long. RefSeq lists its product as uncharacterized. The transcript is spliced from 2 exons. The record is from RefSeq and is a predicted model, not a curated record. Lineage: Eukaryota; Metazoa; Arthropoda; Insecta; Hemiptera; Aphididae. The coding region runs from base 1 to 3465 and encodes 1154 amino acids.
AUGUUGUCUAAAUUGAAUAGUGAAGAGUGGAACAUCUUUUGUAACCGUGAAGAACAUUCCAAUAAAGAUACAAAAACAAUUACACAAACAAACAAUGAUAAUAUUUUUAUUAAACCAUGUUCUGUAUAUUUGGGCCCCCAAAUUAAUAUGGAUGUAUUGAAGGAGUAUGCCAGAAAACCACCAGAGGAACCUACAUUUGGUCUGAACCAAAGAUACCCCAAACGAACAAAAAAUGAAACUAUUCAAGAACGACUUAGUAAUUACAUAGGACCAUUUGAUAUCGAACGUCUUACUAGCCAAUCAAACAAUGAGUUAUUUAAAUCUAGAAGGCUCAAUUAUAGUAACAUUUAUAACACUUCAUUCAAAUAUUCAAGAUUGAAUCCAGGGGUUGUUUUGGAUUUUCUUAGAGUGCCGUCUUUAAAUAAACUCACGACGCUAUUAGAUUUAAUGUAUAAUGAAUCUUUACAUCGUUUGUGCUCAAAUGACUUAAGAGGACGUGAAAAAUGUAUUCGAACGUCCAAAGAACUCAAAAAUUUUUUAUUUGAUUUAUGUUAUCAAAAAUUCAUUCAAUUUUGGGGACCUGACGUACAGUUUUCUAAGGGUAAAUUGGAUUUAUUUAUCUUAAAAGAAUACAAACGACUCAGACGUUCAUUAAUUAAACAUUCAAAACGUAAUACAACUAUAAAUAACAUGAGCUUAAGAAGAUUAAUAAUUCGCAAUGGAUGUUUAACAAGGUAUGCUAAGAAACCACAAAUAAUUAGAUGUUUUUAUAUAAUUAAUACCUUCUGUACAAUCCUAGUGAAAAAGUUUUGCAGACUAAUUCAUAGGGGGCUUAUGAAAAAGAUGUAUCGCAGAAAUUAUAGUAAAGAUAUGAGAAGAACAUUAUUGUCUAAUUGUAUACACCCUGAUAAUGAAAUACUGCGUUUAAAACUCUAUCAUGAAGGUACGACCAAUAGAAAAACAUUUAUGGAAGUUGUUAAUGAUUACAAACAAAUAACAAAAAGUGGUAGACUAAAUUUUUUUCAACUAUCCGAUGUACAAUUUGCUUAUGAAAGUAUACUUGAACCUGGAGAAAGUAUAGAUAAAUCAGAUUUAGAUAAAUGUGCAAAUGAAAGUUAUAAUUAUGAAUGUUUUCAAAGCGGCACUGAAAUAAAUCACAUUAGGUUUUCUAUAAAUCAUAAUAAGUUUAAUGAUGAUGACUUUGAUUUACAUUUAGAUGAUUGUAAUAUUAAACCAGAGAAUGUAUUAAAUGAUUUGUACAUGCUUCCUUCUUUUACUGGUUUCUUAUCAACCUCCAUUGACAAUAACUUCAACAACUAUAAUGACAAGACUGAAAAACUUCCAGAAGAUUUAAUUGAAUGGGUUGGCGAAGUUCGAUCUCGUAAUUACUUUAUUUUCAAUGAUGAAAAUAACGAAGCGGAAACUACUGAAGAUAAUUCAAAAAAUGUAUCUAUCGAAGAAAUAGAGAAAGAAGUUCAUUUAGAAUGUACAUCCAACGAAGACUAUAAUAUUGAAAAUGAAAAGGAAACUCCGAGUCAUUGUUUAGAAGAAGUUAAAACGUCCACUGAUAGUUUAGAACAAGAAAUAACAGUCACGAACAAUCAAGAAGAUAGGGACAUUUCUACCGAUAAUUUGGAGAGAAAAUAUAAUGGAGAAGGAACAGCUAUAAAUACUUUAGAAGAGAAAAGUAUAAGUUCAAAUUAUACGAAAAUCAAUAAAAUAUUCAAAAAAAAAUUAUUGACACAUUCAAUGAAAAUAACCAAAGCAGAAAAAAAAACGUUGGUAAGGAUUAUAAAUUCAAAAUUUGAUCCUGAUAAAAUAAAUUGGAAAAGGUAUAAACAAUCUACAAGAACGAGAUUGUUUCAAAUUAUCGUAUACUUUGGGAGUUUUAGAAUGGCACUUUCUGACGAACUUCACUUGGACCGUUUGGGAUUGAAAAACGAUAAAAUAUGCGAAAUUGAUAAACUUUUAAGAUCAAUAAAAAUUGAAGCUGGUCUGUUGCAACAAUUUUUUACAUUUAAUGGAGUAGAAAACUUUUUAAUUUGGCCAUUAGGUAAAGAUAUUGUUAAUAAUAUUAUUUCACAGAGUAGUCCAACUAUUAACAUUUUAUUCAGUUUUGUUAAAGAUAUAAUUACUAAAUUUUGUGAUAAAGUAAAAGUUUUCUUACACAAAUCUGGUUUAAAAAUCGUACUGAACAAAGAAUCUCUUUUUGAAAAAUUAUCUAAUGAUCAAAUAGGAAAAGAUGGUUUUAAUACUAAGCUAUCAUUGGAAUAUGAAAAUUGUCCAACUCCGUCAUCAUCAGUUAAUAUUGAUGAAUUUUCAACUGAUGUGCCAGAAAAAUUAAACACUGAACAUUUAAAUUUAACAAAAACAUCAUUUUGUAUUGAUAAAAACAGUUCUAAUGAAGAAAUAUGUCAGAGUAUGAUUACAAUUUUAAAAUCGGAUGAUUCUAUCCUCCAAUCUUGGAUAGAGUGUAAUGACUCGAAAAAGUUCAAAUCCAAACUCCUACAAGCUGGCGUUACAUUACCAAUAGAAGAAAGCAAUACUGUACAUUGUUCAAAAUUUGUUGAAAUAUAUGUAAGAUGGUUUUGUGAAGAAUACCUUCAAGGUGACAAAUUUUAUAAAUUGGCUUUAAGUAUCUUGAAAAAUAUUUCUUUUCAUAUCAAUACUGUUGGCGAAUGUACAAACACAAAAGUUGAAAUGGCAAUUAAUAACGCGUUAAUCAUAUUGUACCAUGAUCCAUGCUUCGCAAAAGCGUACGAAUCAUAUCUUGAUGCGAAAAAUUCUCCUAAGUGUUCGUCUAGUUCAAGAUAUGAAAAUUCAAGUGUUGACAAAGAUCGCAGUGAUUAUAAAGAUGUUAAUACUAAGUGUAUUGAAGAAGAAAACAUUGAACCAAAUAUAAAUGUUCAAACGAAUGCUAUGGACACCGAUAAUGCUGGAAUAACAUCUAUUACUAGUGAUACUUCCACAUCUAAUGUGUUAGAUGAAUUGAAUAAUGUUCAAGUGAGUGAUUCAAAUUCUUUAAAUGCCCAAUGUUCUAACGAUUUUAUUCACGAUUUUACAAAAUUAUUAAGUGAAAAUGAUGAUGGCGCGUCUAAUAAUUUAUUUGAAAAUAUUGAUGUUGAUGAAAAUAAUCCAUUUAACACUGACUUGAUAAAUAUCGAUGAUUCUAAUUGUAAUCCACUGCAGUUCAAUGAAUCUAAUCCAUUUGAUGAUUUUCCAAUGACUAAUUUAUUCGACGAUAAUAUUCCACUUGAAACUCAUUCGGUUAAUGAUAUGUUAGGAAUAAACUUACAGUUUCAACAAGAUAAGAACACGGAAGAAGUUUCACUGAUAUCCUCAUGUGAUCAACUUGUUAAUUAUGCUGUGAGCGAUGAAAUCAGUCUCGAUGAGCUUAAUACGGCGGCAGUUAGUGACGAAUAUGGUUUUGACAAUGCUGGGGUACUAUUGCCGCCUUACAAUUGA